This is a messenger RNA of Triticum turgidum subsp. durum (durum wheat), 2187 nucleotides long. The record is from the annotation of a GenBank genome assembly. NCBI's taxonomy places the organism in Eukaryota, Viridiplantae, Streptophyta, Magnoliopsida, Poales, Poaceae.
AUGGUUGCCAUGGGCGCGGACGAGGAGGAGCGGCCCGUGCACCAGGGCUGCAUGGCCGGCUUCCUCCACCUCUUCGACCGCCCGCACGUCUUCUCCGGCAAGCGCCGCCUCUGCCACCACCCCCGCCGCCUCCUCUCCUCCUCCUCAAGUGGGUCCGCGACGCCGUCGGAGAUGUCGAUGCCGCUGGAGAGGGCGACGCCGCUCCCGUCGUCGCCCGAGAUGACGCCGCCCGCGGCGCCGAGGCCGUCGCUCCAGCUCCCGCCGCUGGACCUCAAGGACAGGGGUGGCGCCGCCGCGUCCUGGAGGUUGCCGCGCCUCUCGCUGGACAGCCGCGCGGUGGUCGACGCCAGGGGGAAGCUCCGGCAGCGGGACAACAACAGAACGGCAGCGCCACCGUCCCCUGGCGUGGCGGGCUCGCCCAGCGUCGUCGCGCGGCUCAUGGGGCUCGACGCGCUGCCGCACGGCGCCGCGGACGAGGAGGACGGCCAGCACGCCGCUCGGGGUGGCGAGCUCAGGCGGUCGGCGUCCGAGCGUGUGCCGCGCGACCCGGCCCGCUUCCGGUUCGUCGACCCGUCUUUCUUCGAGAAACCGGCGCUGCUUCCGCAAAGGCCGUCGUCCCCGACGGCAGAGGCGGCGCUGGCACAGCGGCAGUCGCCGGAUCCGGCCUUCCACAGAGCGGCAGCGCUGCAGAGGCGUAGCAGCCACUUCGACGCGCGGGAGGUGUUCCCUGAGCCGGCAAAGCGCGUCGACCCGAGCGCCGGGCGCGGCGAGAUCGCGCUCUGCGGCGAGAUCGAUCGCCGCCUCCGCAAGCGUGGCAUCGCCGAGCCGGCCAGGGAUCUCGAGACGCUCAAGCAAAUCCUGGAGGCCCUCCAGCUGAAAGGCCUCCUCCGCCACAGCACUCCACCGCCGCCAUUGUCCGUGCGCAACCAUCCGCCUCCCAUCGUCGUCAUGCGCCCGUCCUCCCGGCCGCCGCAGCCUCCAACCUCUCCCACCAGGCGAUUGCGCGUGCAAGUCGACAAUGCCCGCCGCCCGCGUUCUCCUGACCGAGCGGCGUCCCCCGCACGGAGCCCGGCCUCCCCGGCGCGACGCGGCCCACAGUCCCCUCAGCGCCGCGUGUCUCCGGAGAAGCGCCACCAGCCCCUCAAAAAGCCGAACAACGCUGAUCUCCCAAGCAUCCGCCCCCGCAUUGCCCGCCACGCUGUUCACAAUCUAUCUCCCGACGACGACGCGUCGACCAUCUUCUCGGACGGCGGCAGCAGUAGCUCCGUCAGUGCCAGUGCCAGUGCCUCCUCCCGUUGGGACCUCGAGGUAAGCCUCAGCAGACAAGGUGGUAAAAUCUCUGCUCAGCGGACAUCGAUCGUGCAACGUUUUCUCACCAGUCUCUCCAUUUUUGCAUUGCAGCAGCGGCAGCGGGUACGUCUGGUGGACGACGCGAGAACGGACCGCGGCCUGCUGGAGCGCUGUGACAAGCUGCUGAGCAGCAUCGAGGCGUUCACCGGCGCCGGCGACGCGGCGGCCGACCAGCAGCCGAGCCCGGUGUCGGUGCUCGACGCGGCGACGUUCCUCGCCGACGAGGACUCGCCGUCGUCGUCGGGGUCGAAGCGGGGGAUGGGCCGGAGAGCCCCGGGCCCCCGGCCGGUCGCCUCUCUGUCCUUUCCCGAGGACGACGACGAGGCGGUCCCGGAAGCGUGGCUGGUUGGACCGGAGGCCAGUGACCCCGACUUCGCCUACGUGGCAGAAGUGGUCUGUUUGUCGGACCGGAUGAGGAGCCCGGAUGACGUGUACCGCACACUGGAGAAGAGGCGCCGUCGUGGCGAGGACACGUGGCAGCACCGGAGGCUGCUCUGCGGCGCGGCGGCGGAGGCUCUGGACCGGUGGCGGUGCGCGCACCCGUCGGAGCCCGUCGCGUGGCUCCGCGGCGAGGAGCUCCUGCGCUACGUCUGGGCGGAGGUCCAGCGCGCCCUGGAGCCGGCCGGGCCGGCGGCCGGUGACGAUCUGAACGACCAGACUAGCGGAGCCAUCCUGCGCGACCUGGCGGCGGACCGGCGGUGGUUGCCGAGCGCCGAGGCGGCGGACACCGUGCUGCAGAUCGAGCGGCUGCUGUUCAAGGACCUGGUGGCCGACGCCAUCUGCGAGCUGGCCGAGGCCGACCGCCUCCGCCUCCCGCGCCGGAAGCUGGUCUUCUGA